AUGAUGCCAAACCAAAUAACCGACGACCUUGAGAACAACCGCGCUGAUCAGAGCAUUUCUCCUGCCUAUGAUGCAGGGGCCCCGAAUACGGAUGUUCCUCCGGCUAAUAAAUCCGACGGAGGAUAUGGCUGGGUCUGUGUCGUUGCCAUGCUUCUUAUUACAGCCCACACGUGGGGAGUCAACGGGGCUUUCGGUGUUUACCUCGCACAUUACCUCGACAGCAACACUUUCCCUGGGACAUCUGAGCUUACAUAUUCUUUCAUCGGUGGCUUAUCUAUCUCUCAGAUCACAUUUAUUGCCCCUCUUGUCACAAAGUGUGUUCAUACGUUUGGCACUAGACCUACACUAUUGGUCGGCGUGGUGCUUGAAACUGGUGGAUUGAUUGCGGCUAGCUUUGCAACGAAAGUCUGGCACCUCUUUCUCACACAGGGUCUUCUCUUCGGAUGGGGUUCGUCUUUUCUCUAUGUUGGGGCAGUGGGUAUAGUUCCCCAAUGGUUUGAGAAGCGCAAAAGCGUCGCGAACGGAAUCGCUGCUGGAGGAAGUGGACUUGGCGGGCUGAUUUGGAGCCUGGCUACAAGCUCGAUGAUCCAAAACUUGGGUCUACCAUGGGCCUUCCGGAUAACUGCUAUCUGCGUCUUUGUGGUCAACAUCACUUGUGCUUUUUUGAUGCGGGACCGAAACAGCGAUCUCAAACCCAACCAACACUCCUUUGAUUUAUCGCUUUUCAAACGUUACGAAUUUGUGCUGCUCGUCGGAUGGGCCUAUUUCAGCACUCUGGGAUACACCAUCAUCCUAUUUUCUCUUCCGGACAAUGCUGUCAAAGUGGGACUUACCUCUCGACAGGGCGCUAUCGUCGGGGCUUUGGCAAAUCUUGGAAUGGCCAUUGGGCGGCCUACGAUCGGGCUUUUGAGUGACUAUGCUGGUCGAAUAAACGUGGCAACGGGUGCUACUUUUCUUUCCGCUCUUUAUUGUUUGUGUAUCUGGACGUCAGGUAAUUCUUAUGCGGUGUUGAUUGUCUUCGCUGUCCUUGGUGGUUCGGUAUUUGGAACUUACUGGGCGACAAUUGGACCUCUGCUCAAUGAAGUUCUCGGCAUUCGAUUGCUUCCUGCCGCUCUGUCCAUUGUCUGGACAGUGAUUGUCCUUCCAACCACCUUUGCGGAGCCAAUCGCUCUGGAACUUCGUCGCCGCCGCAGCCCUUACUACCUCGACGUUGAAGUGUUCUCUGGGUGUGUCUUUAUCGCGGGAACCCUUUGCCUGCUCGCCUUGCGACAAUGGAAAAUCCGAAUGUCGGACAGAGCACCCGACAAAGUGAAUGGGAGCCCGGAUAAGCCAACCCGGUUGAAUUACUCAAAAAUCGCCCGUGCGCUUUCUACUACGUUUACUCUGCGGAAAGUAUAA
This is a messenger RNA of Penicillium riverlandense, 1398 nucleotides long. RefSeq lists its product as uncharacterized. The coding region runs from base 1 to 1398 and encodes 465 amino acids. Gene Ontology annotation, biological process: transmembrane transport. Lineage: Eukaryota; Fungi; Ascomycota; Eurotiomycetes; Eurotiales; Aspergillaceae. The record is from RefSeq and is a predicted model, not a curated record. Gene Ontology annotation, molecular function: transmembrane transporter activity. The transcript has 4 exons.